This is a messenger RNA of Sapajus apella (tufted capuchin), 913 nucleotides long. It is a transcript of the gene RNF151, whose product is annotated as ring finger protein 151. Gene Ontology annotation, biological process: regulation of canonical NF-kappaB signal transduction; tumor necrosis factor-mediated signaling pathway; protein K63-linked ubiquitination. The record is from RefSeq and is a predicted model, not a curated record. Gene Ontology annotation, cellular component: plasma membrane signaling receptor complex. Gene Ontology annotation, molecular function: zinc ion binding. Lineage: Eukaryota; Metazoa; Chordata; Mammalia; Primates; Cebidae.
CAGGGUUUCACCAUGUUGACCAGGAUGGUCAAGAUCUCUUGACCUUGUGAUCCACCGGUCUUGGCCUCCCAAAGUGCUGGGAUUACAGGCGUGAGCCACCGCACCCGGCCUGGUCGGACACUUCUUAAGUGGCAGAGCCAUGUUGGCAACAGUCAUCUGGCCAAGCACACCUCAGAGUGGCGGGUAUGAUCUCAACCUCUUCACCAGCCCUCCUGACUCCAACUUCCUGUGCACCGUCUGCCAUGGGGUUCUCAAGAGGCCAGCGAGGUUGCCAUGCAGCCACAUCUUCUGCAAAAAGUGCAUCCUCCAGUGGCUAACCAGACAAAAGACCUGUCCGUGCUGCAGGAAACCGGUGAAAAGGAGAAAGAUCAUCCACGAGAAUAAACUCCGGAAAACCAUUAGCCGCCUGGAAGUCAAGUGCAAGAACGCCGAUGCCGGCUGCAUGGUGACAUGCCCCCUGGCCCAUCGAAAAGGGCACCAGGAUUCGUGCCCCUUCGAGCCAAUGGCCUGCCCUAACGAAGGCUGCACCUCAAGGGUCCCGCGUGGGGCCCUGGCUGAGCACCGGAAGCAUUGCCAGCAAAGGGCCCAGCAGCGCUGCUCCCUGGGCUGUGGGGCCACCCUGGACCCAACCAAGCAUGUUCACCACAACUGCUACCGCGAGUUGCACAACGCCUGGAGCGCGCGCCAGGAGCGCAGUCGGACCCUGCUGCUGUGCCUGCUGAGGCGUGUGCGCCGGCUGCACCGGGCCACCAGCAUUGUCCGCCGAGAGCUGGCGGAGCUGGGCAACUUCCUGGAGGAAGACACCGCUCUACUGGAGGGCACCCCACGGGAGGAGGCCGAGGCCGAGGCUGUCCCAGAAGGCAGCUUCUGGGCUGAGGGGGGGGUGCUCAGGGCCAAGGUACCUUGUAAAUAA